Molecule: messenger RNA, 318 nt
Organism: Histoplasma capsulatum G186AR
Lineage: Eukaryota; Fungi; Ascomycota; Eurotiomycetes; Onygenales; Ajellomycetaceae
Exons: 2
Coding region: 1-318 (105 amino acids)
Source: RefSeq, a predicted model, not a curated record
AUGCCAGCAGUUAUGGUCACGUCCUGGAUGGCUUUCCAGAUCACAGCUAUCAGCAGCAAUCAGUCAGGCCGCUCUGGAGUGAAACAAAGUCGCAAUUAUGAAGAUGGGCCACUCUACUACUACAAUGAGCUUUCCAUUGACGACACAAAACCGGAGCCUAUAUUAUCGAUCAUCAGGGACUGCUGCAAAGAAAUCCGAUGGGAAGACAUGGGUGAUUUCGGUAUCGGGGUCUAUAAGGUUGCGCUGGUCCAGACUGCUGAGGGCAAGUCAUCCAACACUACAUUGAGCCGCGAUCGCUGUAUCUAUUUAAAUGGCUGA